Laccaria bicolor S238N-H82 is the source of this 1446-nucleotide messenger RNA. RefSeq lists its product as uncharacterized. The record is from RefSeq and is a predicted model, not a curated record. The transcript has 6 exons. Lineage: Eukaryota; Fungi; Basidiomycota; Agaricomycetes; Agaricales; Hydnangiaceae. Bases 1 to 1446 code for a protein of 481 amino acids.
AUGCAAACUACCAAGCCAGUCGACGCAUUCUCGGACUUCUUCUUUGGUGAAGGCAGGGAUGUCAGGACACUUGUCUUUGAAUGCUGCUCUCUCGACGUCCUCGCUUCUUUUAGUCAAGCCAGUUGGUCGUGUCGUGCAGUCGUCCAAGAGUAUCUCAAGCAACGUCUGUAUUUUUUUUUGUCGCCAUUUAUAGCCUAUGAAUACAUCGAGGAAUUUGUGGCGGUUCUUACUGCUUCCAAUAGUGCUGUCGUUGGUUCGACGGCGUUGAAGAUUCUGUUGAAUGGCGGCGGUAGCAGCUGGGCUCCCUGUGACCUCAAUAUAGCGACCCCGCGAGAUGGACUACAGAAUUUUUUACAGUUGUUUCAUGGUCUUCAAUUCCGGUUCGCUGGCGCCGGUGUUUUAAAAAGAGAGGCGGCCGCUGCAUUCACUCAUUCUGUGUUUGUUAAUCCUGAAGGGAAAACUAUCACAGUUACCGAGGCGCACGAAUCGGAUUCCUUUUUGGGUGUCGUCGUUCGCGCCGGCCAUACUGCCUGUAUGAAUUUUAUCAGCUCGGAGCAUUUUGGGUGCCUCUAUCCAACUCAAACCCUUCAAAAUCGAAUCUCCUACGCGUUUGGUAUUCCUCCCGCCUCCACAACGUAUUUUGAGAUGCUCUCUAAAGGAUUUGCGAUUUUCUUGGAGUCUGCCUAUCAUCCUGUCGAACAUCCUACCUGUUGUCCUACAGCACAACAAGAAUUUGCCGGUUUUGCCGGCGUUGGCCUCUUAGAAUGGCGUAGGGGGAAUGUAAUGAGCAACCUCUUAACCCGACGAUACAAUUGGUGCUUGGGGCGAUUCACGUUCAAUGGACAUGCUGCAUCUGUCGACGUUCGAUCUACCACUAGGUCGUUCAUUUCUGCCUCAGCGCUUAGCCGGUUUGGCCUUGACCCCGAACGAUGUUUUCAUGAUAUCGCGGUGUCCGUCCGUAUAGGAGAAACCUGGAUGACCUGCAUCGUUUCUAUGAUAUCUACGACCCAUUUCGCCAAUUUCGACGUUAUCUUGGGAACAGAUUGGAAAGUCUUUUUGAAGGAGCUAUGUGGCGUAAUGUCGUUCACUGUCCCCCGCGUUUUUUUCAUGCUUUGUGUAUCUUCCCUCCCCGAUGGUCUGCAAGUGGAAAAUUUGUGUUCUUUUGAUUCUGGUUCAACGUCCCAUGAUUUUCAUGCUUCAGAGUCUGUUGAUGUUGAUGUCAACAUGUCUAAUUCACACCUUUUAAACUCUGAAAUUGAAUCUGUUCAUUUGGCAUCUGUUUUGUGCAGUACUUUAUUGUGCCCUACCUAUUCCUGUCGGACUCCGGUCAUUCCUGCGGAUUCCGGUGGAAUGGGACCGGACUCCGGCGGAAUCCGCAGGAAUGGGACUGGAAUCCAGUGGAAUCCAGCGGAGUCCUGCGGAAUCCAGUGGAUUCCAGUUGAAUAA